AUGGCGGACAAGGAGGCCUUUUGGGAGAUACCUGAAAUAGUGGAGGUUAUUCUUCGAUUUCUUCCAGGAAGAUUCAUAGCCGUAGCUGCAAGAGUUUGUCGUCUAUGGCGGGACACAGUGGAAAGGAUUCGAAGAUCAAGAAGGGACUGCGUGGUUUAUUUAUCUCCAAGUGAAUCAAACUUUGCUGAAUUUUCGGAAGACGUGCUUGACUUCUUGACACGACAGCUUAUUGAACCUAGAGCUUUACUGCUCUUCUCAGGCGCAUUUCCAUCGUCUAGCACAGCGUUUAUUCAAAGAUUUUUGCUGUCGAUACAGAACUGCCUUCCAGUGAACUGUCCGUUCAUUGGCUGUACUGGUCUUGGAGUGGUCGGUUCUGAAACUCAUCCUCCUGCAAAUUCCGAAGGUUUAUCACUUAUGAUGUUUCCUCGCUGUGAUGGACUUGAAGUCCGAGAUUUUUAUAUCCCUCUUCGCAACAAGUAUAAGAAGAUAAGUGGCGUUAAAUCAUUUCUUCCCGACAUGAGCCUCCCCGUAAAGUUAGUGAUUGUUCUGGCCCACCCACUGUCACUUGGGAAGCUUACAAAUUUGACCGUGGCUUUAAGAUCAAAAUAUGGCGAAGAGGUAAGUUUCAUUGAAUUGGUUACUUAAAUUGAGGGUCCCUUGUACGGUUCUUCAAUCCCGUUAUCCCGACCCAAAUUUUCGCGCAAUCCAGUAAUUCCGAUGGUUAUUUCUGACAUCCAACCUAGCGUGUAUACUUUCAAUCCCGAAUUUCUUCCCCAAUGUGCUUUCAGAUCCCGAAUCCUGAGCUUCAAUUAAGGGAAAUCCAGGAUCCCGAAAAACCCAUUGGGGACCCUUUAAAUUGGCUUAAUUAUGUAAAAUAUUUCCGCACACCUCCCCUUUCAACUACAGUAUAUUUUCACACACUAGUCUCUAUAGUAUUUGUCGUAAACAAUCUGCGGUUAUCAUGGUAAAGUUGUGAGGGAAGAGACCUGCGGAACAAAGUGCCUGUUGUCACGGGUGAUCAAGGACGACAGUUCUUUUAAAGUGGUUCUUUUGUGUACCACACAGACUGUUCUGUGAGGCUAAAGGUUUGAAUUAGCACCCAAAAAGUCUAACCAUUUCUAGAUGUAAAACGAAAGCAGCAACGUCUCAUUUCCCCAAGUUUGCAGACCGUUAUUGCGCUGGAAAACCAUAGCACGGACUGAAUUUCUGUAGCGGUGCGAAAUAGCGCCUCGGCAAUUUUGAAAGUGGAUCGUGACCUAUCGGAUAGGUUUCUGUGAUACUCUUUGGCGCGGUAUGAUCAGGUGUUCACGCUAUACUGGACAGGUUUUCGUGUUGACAUGAAAAGCUAUCCGGUAUGGCGGACAAGUUGAUGUCAACCCGGGCAAGCAAAAUGGUUGUCUUUACACUAAGCUGUUAAGUAAGACUUAAGAGCUGCUAAGUUUUACUUAACCAAAAAUUCGUGUGUGAAGGCACAAGUAAAAUCUCAAGUAACUUUACUUUGCAUCUCAUUAAAGUUGGAAAGUUGAAACGAUUCAAGAAAGUUUCAAGUGACUUGCAAACCAUCCUUAAAACCAACUUAGCGAACUUGCGGUUUCUAAGCUUUGAAAAAGGCAAAGCAUGUCAGUCAACCUUAAUUAUGUUGCGUGGGAAAAUAGGCUUAAGUAAACCUGAAGUAAAAAAGAUAUGGUGUGUGUGAAGCUUUCUUUCACUUGAAUUUAAAAUUUACUUAUCUUGAAGUAUUUCUUAGCUUAUUUAGGCCCUAGUGUAAAGACUACCAAUGUCAGAAUGAACAAGGUGGAAUGUCUAGUUUUUAUUCAAGCCCUGUGUUGUUCCAGAUGGAAGUAUUCCGAUAGUGGAGUGCAGCCUUAAGUCUGAGAGCGGGGGGGGAGGAGGGGAUAAGGAGGGAUAGAGGGAUGCGACUCAUCUCCUACCCCACCCCCGGCCUUAUCACAUCUUUUUUGCGCCGUCCUUACAAUCUGAACGCUUUGAACAGGCUAGGAUGGGAGUCAAACCCGCAGGGGCGGAUCCAGAUUUUCUCUUAGGAGGGGGUGUACCACUAAGGAAUGGCGUAACUGACUGGUGACGUAAACAAAUUUUAAAAGCGAAUAAGAAGAAGAAGGCUUUUGACUAGGCAAUAACAUUAUGUGAACUGCUGAGAAUACAUACCAUAGGAAACGAUACAGCAGAUUUUGCUUAACUGUACUUGAAAGCCACAGGUCAUCUCGGAGGGUGGGGGUGCGCAACCCCUGCACCCUCUCCUAGAUCCGUUUCUGACCCGGGUCUACUGGAUCGAAGCCUCUUACCUAAGAAAUUGAGCCAGCCAGUCGUGGUGGGGUGUACUUGAAUCUCUCCAGAGAAGGGGUCUCUCAUUAAUCGUUUGAUUUACUUGCCUUUUAUGUAUCAGGUGGUGAUUGUCGGUGGCUACAGUGAUAAUUAUCUGUUCUACAACUCAGCGGUCACAUCCCGUGAAAUCAUUGGUCUUGUGUUGGCUGGCAGUUUACAAUCCUCUUCUACAGUUGUUACCGGUAGCAACAAAGUGGAAUCCUUCGAGAAUCUUCAUGACUCUAUUCAAAGACUUGAAAACAGCGGUUUGCCCAAAGAAAACAGUUUUAGUUUGACGUUUUCAUGUUUUUCUCGCGGAAGCAUGACGUAUGGAUAUGACAAUGCCGAGUGCUUGGCUUUCAGAGAAACAUUUCCACAUUCAAAUCUGGCUGGGUUUGUAGGUACAGCAGCUUUUGGAUGCGACACCGAGAAAUUGAAAUCGAGAGGUUUGAAACCAGGUGGCAGGGAUUUCUUGCACAUCGAUGCAACAGUGUUUUGUUUGAAUUCUUUAGCGCAGCAUUCGCCUUAG
Porites lobata is the source of this 2851-nucleotide messenger RNA. The record is from the annotation of a GenBank genome assembly. NCBI's taxonomy places the organism in Eukaryota, Metazoa, Cnidaria, Anthozoa, Scleractinia, Poritidae.